Molecule: messenger RNA, 875 nt
Organism: Rattus rattus (black rat)
Lineage: Eukaryota; Metazoa; Chordata; Mammalia; Rodentia; Muridae
Product: putative mitochondrial import inner membrane translocase subunit Tim8 A-B
Exons: 2
Coding region: 2-295 (97 amino acids)
Source: RefSeq, a predicted model, not a curated record
CAUGGAGUCAUCCUGGUCUUCACUGGGAGGCAGCCUGGGCUCUGCAGAGCCGCAGCUGCAGCGUUUCAUGGAAGCAGAGGUGCAGAAGCAGCGGGUGCAGUUGCUCAUCCACCACAUGACGGAGCUCUGCUGGGAGAAGUGCAUGGACAAGCCCGGGCCCAAGCUGGACAGCCGGGCUGAGGUCUGCUUGGUGAACUGCGUCGAGCGCUUCAUCGAUACGAGCCAGUUCAUUUUGAAUCGACUGGAGCACACCCACAAGGCCAAACCGUUCUUCUCACAAAACCUUUCUGACUGAUCUUAAUGUUUCCCUCUUUGAAAAAGGAAGAUCCCUGUUCCUUAGGGCUUCAGAGGCCGAGCCAGUGCAAGACUGAUGAGAAAAAUCCCGAAAUCAUCUGUGCCUGAAGGAAAACAACACACCUGGAGAGGAUGGAGUCAGGAGACGCCGAUCUCUGUCAAGUCACCGUGCACAAGAGCCUCUUCCACGGGGGACGGAGACAGGGCUCAUCAGUGAAGAGACUUGUUACUCAACCGUUCUUACCCCAGUCAGUUCUGGCUGAUUCAACACCCUCUCCUGACCUCUGGGGCAUUCUAGUCACAUGGCACACUUACAUUCACAUAACAGCGUGGAAAGAUGGCUCAGUGAGGAAGAGUACCGCUUGCCCUUCCAGAGGACCCACAUUAAUUCCCCAGCAACCACACGGUGUCUCACAGCAUCUAUAACUCCAGUUCCAGGGGAUCCGACACGUUCUCCCCUCCUCUGGCAUUCACAGGCACUGCACGCACGUGGCGAACAGACCUGCGUGCAGGUAAAAUAUCCGUGCACACAAAAUACAAAUGAAGGUGAAAACACUGAACAUAUAAAAUAAAUAUUUGAA